Molecule: messenger RNA, 3294 nt
Organism: Lathyrus sativus (Indian pea)
Lineage: Eukaryota; Viridiplantae; Streptophyta; Magnoliopsida; Fabales; Fabaceae
Source: the annotation of a GenBank genome assembly
AUGGUGAGGCUUUUAGGGUUUGCUCGUGGUUAUGCAGAUGAACCCCGGGAGAUUGAGUCAAAGUCAAACCUGACCAGUGACUCUAGUGAAAAUGGAUGGCUUAUUAGAUUCUUUGAUUCUUCAUUUUUCUGUGAAUGGAUUGCGGUUAGCUAUUUGUACAAGCAUGAUCAUGCUGGAGUGCGUGAUUAUCUUUGUAAUAGAAUGUAUACUCUUCCCUUGCAAGGGCUUGAGAGUUAUUUGUUUCAAAUAUGUUACAUGAUGAUACACAAGCCUAGUCCAUCGUUGGAUAAGUUUGUGAUAGAUAUGUGCUCAAAGUCGCUUAAGAUUGCUUUGAAGGUGCAUUGGUUCUUAAUGGCAGAGUUGGAGGACAAUGAUGAUAAUGAUGGGAUUAGUAAUAUUCAGGAGAAGUGUCAGACUGCAGCCACCUUGAUGGGUGAGUGGCCGCCUCUGAUACGACCUCAGACUGAACCUCCGAGUCCUGGAGGUAAAAGCCAAGUUUUGAAUAGGUUACUUUCGUCUAAAAAUCGUUUGUUGUCAUUAACAACCUCACCGCCCAAGUCUUUGUCAUUUUCAUCUUCACCGGCAAAUAAUUUGCAAGAGGAUGGUAAUCUGCUGUCUCCUGAGGAGAACAGGAUAUUUAAGAAGUUUAUGCCAAGUCCAAAGUUUAGAGAUGCUUUGCUUUUUAGAAAGUCAGCCGACAAAGAUGAUGGUGAUUCUGAAAAGGAUGGGUUUUUCAAAAGGCUUUUAAGAGAUAGCAAAGGUGAUGAUGAGCUUGGCCAAAAAAUUCGUGAUGCAUUUCAUUUUCGGAAGUCGUCCGAGAAAGAUGCCUUAGACUCCGAAAAGGACAGUUUCUUUAAAAGGUUCUUAAGAGACAGUAGGGACAGUACUAGAGGUGAUGAUGAAGAAUCUGAAAAGGAUGGUUUCUUUCAAAGGAUCUUAAGGGACAGCAGAAGCGAAGACGAAGAUGUGACCUCAAGUUCAGAAGGAUUUUUUAAGAAGUUGUUUCGGGACAAUAAAAAUGAUUCUGAGGACAGAACAGAUGCAAAAUCAGUGGAAGACGAAGAGAAAGAUGGACUUUUCCGUAAGUUUUUCCGGGAGAAAUUUGAAGAUAGGAAGGAUGUGCGUGAUAGAAAUGACAGUAAAAAUGUUGCUAUUUCUGAAGAGAAAUGUCCAAAACCCGAAGAAGAGGAUGAAAAAGAUGGGUUUUUCCGGAAAUUCUUCAAGGAUAAAUUUGAGGACAAGAAAGACACAAAAGAUAAAGUUGAAGAAGGAACUGCCAAUGGUGAGGAAGACGAGCCUUCUGAGCUUUCCUUGUUCAAAAGGUUAUUCCGUGUGCAUCCUGAAGAUGACAAAAGCAGUCCAGCCAAUGAAAAUAGCAACAAUGGGGGCUUAUCUCAAAGUAGUCCAGGUACAGAGAAUUUUUUCCGCAAAUUGUUCAAAGACCGUGAUCGUUCAAUUGAAGAUUCAGAGCUAUUGGGAUCAAAGAGACAGAAAGAGAAGCAUCCUGGGUCCCCAAUGCUACAAAGUGAAAAAUCGAGCACAAAGCCCCCAUUACCAAUUAAUCCAUCUCAGUUCCGGAGAGGGGCUUACCAUGACUCGUUGGAGUUUGUGCAGUCACUAUGCGACACAUCAUAUGGGUUAGUGGAUGUUUUUCCAAUUGAAGAUCGCAAGAGUGCUCUUCAUGAGUCGCUUAGAGAGAUCAAUGUACAUGUAGCAAAGGUUCAGAACACUGGAGGAGUCUGUUUUCCACUGGGAAAAGGCAUGUAUCGCGUGCUUCAUAUGCCAGUAGAUGAAGCUAUUCUCUUGAAUUCUAGGGAAAAGGCACCUUACAUGAUCUGCAUUGAAGUUUUGAAAUGUGAAAUGCCAAGUAAUUUUAAGGAGACAUCCAGCUCUCAAAAGCUUUCUCAAGGUGGAAUUCCUUUGGCAAAUGGAGAUGCUUUCUUGCAAAAACCACCCCCUUGGGCUUAUCCAUUAUGGACAGCACAAGAGGCAUACCGUAAUAGCAAUGAUAGGAUGUCCAGAUCGACUGCUCAAGCAAUUGACCAGGCAAUGACUCAUGUAUCUGAGCCAAAAUUUGUUAGCCUGAUUCUUUCGUUGGAAACACGGUAUAAUGGUCAGGCAGGGAAGACUUAUAGAGAGGGUGCACAUGGAGCAGCAGGAGUAGAGCAUGACAGUGAUCUGGAAUGGGUACGAGUAGUGUUGACAGCUGAUCCUGGGGUUAGAUUGGAAGAUAUUGAGGAUCAAGCACCGCCUCGGAAAAAGGAACAUCGCCGUGUUCCAAGUACAGUGGCAAUUGAAGAAGUAAAGGCUGCAGCAGCAAAAGGGGAAGCGCCUCUUGGACUCCCUUUGAAAGGUGCUGGCCAAGACUCAUCAGAUGCACAACCGAGGGCCAAUGGAAUUACCCCCAAAGCCAGUGAUGCCUUGUCUGGUGAACUUUGGGAGGCAAAGAAAGAUAGGGUACGCAAGGCUUCCAUAUACGGGAAGUUACCUAGUUGGGACUUGCGAUCGGUUAUUGUAAAGAGUGGAGAUGAUUGCAGGCAGGAGCAUCUGGCUGUUCAACUAAUUUCUCACUUCUAUGAUAUUUUCCAAGAAGCUGGUCUACCGCUUUGGCUGCGCCCCUAUGAAGUUUUGUGUACUUCUUCUUAUACAGCUCUCAUAGAAACAAUUCCAGAUACGGCUUCUCUACACUCGAUCAAAAGUAGAUAUCCCAACAUCUCAAGUUUACGUGAAUUCUUUGAUGCUAAAUAUCAAGAAAAUUCUCCAAGUUUUAAACUUGCCCAGAGGAACUUUGUUGAGAGUAUGGCUGGAUAUUCUCUGGUGUGCUACUUUCUACAGGUGAAGGAUAGGCAUAAUGGGAACCUCCUAUUGGACGAAGAGGGUCAUAUCAUUCAUAUUGAUUUUGGCUUCAUGCUUUCCAAUUCACCUGGUGGGGUUAAUUUUGAAAGUGCACCUUUUAAAUUAACACGCGAGCUGCUUGAGGUCAUGGAUUCUGAUGCCGAGGGUCUGCCAAGCGAGUUCUUUGAUUAUUUUAAGGUUUUAUGCAUUCAAGGCUUCCUCACUUGCCGCAAGCAUGCUGAGCGUAUUAUUCUUCUUGUUGAGAUGUUGCAGGAUUCAGGGUUCCCAUGCUUUAAAGGUGGUAUACGGACGAUACAGAACUUACGAAAGCGAUUCCAUCUCAGUUUAACAGAAGAGCAAUGUGUCUCCUUGGUGCUUUCUCUUAUUAGCAGUAGCCUUGAUGCUUGGAGAACACGGCAGUAUGAUUAUUAUCAGAGGGUUUUGAAUGGAAUAUUGUGA